AUGGACGCCCUCUACAGCAAUUGGCGGUCUCUUCCGCUAUCAUUGUCUGUCCCGAUAACAGGUUUUCUCAUCAUCGUUAUCGCGACAAUCACCAACGUCAUCAAACAGCUCUGGUUCCCGAAUCCUCACCGCCCUCCAGUCGUAUUUCACAUCUUUCCACUUAUCGGCAGCACAGUCCAGUAUGGAAUCGAUCCGUAUAAAUUCUUCUUCGAUUGUCAAGCCAAGUAUGGAGAUUGUUUCACGUUUAUCCUGCUGGGCAAAUCGACGACUGUUUUUCUGGGACCGAAGGGGAAUGACUUCAUCUUGAAUGGGAAGCAUGCGGAUCUUAACGCUGAGGAUGUGUAUGGGAAGCUUACGACGCCUGUUUUUGGGAAGGAGGUUGUAUAUGAUUGCUCUAAUGCGAGAUUCAUGGAUCAGAAGAGGCUUCUCAAGCUUGGUCUCACAACUGACUCUCUGCGAUGCUACAUCCCCAAGUUCGUCAAAGAAGUCGAAGACUACGUUGCCACCUCACCCUACUUCAAAGGAACAACCGGCGUUGUCAAUAUUACCGAAGUAAUGGCCGAGAUCACAAUCUACACAGCAUCGGGGUCUCUCCUUGGCAACGAAGUUCGCUCCAUGUUCGACAGCACAUUCGCAACCCUCUACCGCCAUCUCGACGACGGUUUCCAACCAAUCAACUUCGUCAUGCCCGGUCUGCCCUUACCACAGAACUUCCGUCGCGAUCACGCUCGUAAAGUAAUGGAAGAGCUUUUCAGCGACAUCAUUCGAAAACGACGUGAGAUGGGAAACCAAGGUGAUGAGACUGAUAUGGUUUGGACGCUUAUGAAUGCUAAAUACAAGGAUGGCGAGGAUCUACCAGAUCAUCAUGCAGCGAGGAUGUUGAUUGCUAUUCUUAUGGGUGGACAGCAUAACACAGCUGCGAGUGGUGCUUGGCUUCUUCUCAACCUUGCGCAUAAACCGCAUUUGGUCAAAGAACUGUACGACGAACAAAUUGAGGUUUUGGGAUCACCGCAAGAGCCGUUGACGUGGGGGAAUUUGCAGAAAUUGACACUGAAUGGACAGGUUAUCAAGGAGACUCUACGUCUUCACAGUCCCAUUCACUCUAUCCUUCGACAGGUCAAAUCGCCUAUGCGGGUUCCCGGUACAGACUGGGUUGUUCCUCCGUCACAUACACUCCUUGCUUCACCGGGUACACAAGCACGAUCUGAGGAGUUCUUCCCUCGACCUAUGGAAUGGGACCCUCAUCGCUGGGACAAGAUCGAGUCUUUUGAUGACGCCAAGAAUGGGGAAACAGUCGAUUAUGGCUUUGGGAUGAUGAACAAGUCUGUGAGCAGUCCAUAUCUGCCUUUUGGAGCAGGACGACAUCGCUGUGUUGGAGAGAACUAUGCUUAUGCGCAGCUCGGUGCCAUUAUUGCAACGUUUGUGAGACUGCUUCAUAUUGAGCAGCCUGAUCCUAAGGCACCUCUUCCUGCGCCUGACUAUUCGUCAAUGUUUUCUCGACCUAUGAACCCAGCCGUCGUCCGAUGGACUCGUCGCGACACGGAGACUGAUUAG
Messenger RNA from Fusarium proliferatum ET1, 1554 nucleotides. RefSeq names its product putative cytochrome P450 51 (eburicol 14 alpha-demethylase). Bases 1 to 1554 code for a protein of 517 amino acids. The transcript is spliced from 3 exons. Gene Ontology annotation, molecular function: heme binding; iron ion binding; oxidoreductase activity, acting on paired donors, with incorporation or reduction of molecular oxygen. The record is from RefSeq and is a predicted model, not a curated record. Gene Ontology annotation, biological process: ergosterol biosynthetic process. NCBI's taxonomy places the organism in Eukaryota, Fungi, Ascomycota, Sordariomycetes, Hypocreales, Nectriaceae.